GGUGGAGCUCCUCGUUCCCACCCGCAGUUUAGCUUUGACCAGGAAGCAGGAUCCGCAAGGGAAGCUCUGUAAGUAAAUUCAGGAGACAGGUUUGCAUUUCUGAUUGAGAGCACUUGAGCAACUUCUCGGCGAAAGAGGCCGAAGGGCAGAGGAGCAAGUAGGAGCUAAAUUCCUCCCGCGUUGCCGAUUUGCAAAGCAAGAUUUGGGAGGAGGAGGAGGACCCUGCGGCUGAACUACAGCUCCCAUCAUCCUUUGCCACCGACCGUUCUCCUGGGAACGGUGGGAGUUGGAGUCCGGCAAGGUCUGUAGGGCCGCGGCUGCCCCAUCCCUCCUUUGGGGGUGGUGAAUGGUAUAAAAUUUGAGGAUUUUAGUUCAGUGGCCAUUGUGGUGGUUUGUUGUCUGGAAACAACAAAUAUUACCAGAUUGGGGAUUAAAUAAAAUGUUUUUGUCUAAACGAGUAGACGCUGGUGGAACAACUCUAAAUGCGAACAGGUUUUCAGACCUGCUCUUGCUCAUGCAAUUCACUCCCACAGCAUUGACAGAUUUAAAAAAGUCGCAUGUUUGGACAGGCGUUUCCUGACUCGUAAUUUUAUGAUCACACUCUGCUUUUUCAUAUUAUGCACGUAUUUACUUUUUGUUUGUAAUUUUAUUACUGCAGUUUGUGCGAACCGCUUAGAGAUUUUCUAGCACUAAGUGAUGGCUUUCCACUCUGCAUAGCGCCGUUUAUUAUUUCAUUUUUGUGUGCCCGCAAAACACUGUAGCCCCUUUCAGACCUUAUGAAUGGGGGGGGGGUGACAUUGCAGUGAGCUCCCCUCUCCCCCAGAGCCAGCUCCAUGCAAAGUGCCCCCUCAUGGUGUGUGGGGGGGUCAUCUGUCAGUAGUUCACAGCAAGCUUACCUGGCUUCACUUGGAGGCUUGGUCUAACCAUCCUUUAAAUUCCCACAAUGCCUCAGAAUGAUGCUAAGCUGGGGGCAUUGUGGGAAAUUCAAAGGGUGACUAAAUACAGCUGCCCGAUGCUCCAUGGAGUAACCCUCCCCCUUUUUAUGGGUGCUCAGAACAGGGAUCAGCAAUUGGCCCUGCCAGCCCUCUGGAGCUCUAGCAGGUGCCUGAGGGUUCAUGUGCUGGCUCCAGCCCUGCCCUCCUGAAUGCAUUUGUUAUAAGAUGUUAAUGUUGCCCUCCACCUGUUUGUUUGUUUGUCCAAAGGGGAAAGGAGAUCUGAUCCCAACAUUGCUGUGCCCAUUGCGCUGUCCCACCAUGCAGAACUUCUGAAAGAUGAGUCUGUGAUGUGUACAACUGCAUAAACUUAGGGUUAGGAACCCUGCACUUCUGCAAUUCAUGGUGGCAUGGAAUGCCUGUGCUCAUACAACUGUCACUGUGUAGGCAACCAUGAUGUUCAAUGCAUGACAUUCAGGAGUGGAACUGCCUGGUGCAUCAAUGUUUAGGACAAGGCUAAUGGGCAGAGUUCCACGUACCCCUCCAAUCAUUGAAUAUAUGCAGUGGGUGGGUGUGUUAGGGAGAGAGAAGUUGUGUAUUACCCUAAUGGAAAUCCUUCUAAAUAUUAGUGUUAAUUAUAUACAUUAAAUAUGUGUGUGUGUGUGUGUGUGUGUGUGUGAGAGAGAGAGAGAGAGAGAGAAACUUUCAUCCAUAUUAUACAUUGCUACAACUCAUGCUGCGUUUAGAUUUAUUGUUCAAUAUCCAUAGUAACAUACUGGAACAGAGAUCAUAGAAGAAUUCUAGAAUGAUUCUUGCCUAAAACCGUUGGGAAUACUUUUGCCGAAAUGUGUUAUUUGUUCCAUUUAUUUCUCUGGUUCCAGAGCUGCCAGAAACGGGAUCCAAGUAGCUCCGUAAAGACUUCUGAGUCUCUCUUGAGGAACAGAGAUGGACAGCUGGCAAGGAACCACCAGUCCUGUCAGCAGCAACGUGACAGAUCUAACAAUUGGUUUCACCUCCUCAGCAAUAGCUGUCAUCUUGUUUGGAACAAACUUUGUACCAGUUAAGAAAUUUGACACUGGCGAUGGUAAAUGUUUGUGACUGAAUUGCUAUUGUUAUACUUUACAUGGUACAUGUUGCAAAAUGUCCAUACUCUUUAAAACAACAGCCACUUUAUAUCAGGUUGAUGACAGAAUCACAGAGCUGGAAUAUUUCUAUAACUAAAUAAACAUUGUUGUAAAUGGGAUUUAGUAUUUGACUCACCCACUAAACAAGCUGAGUAGCUGGUAUUUUCUAGAAGUUAUCACAUCAUCAGCUCAGUUGGAGCAUGAGACUCUUAAUCUCAGGGUUGUGGGUUCAAGCCCCAUGUUGGGCAAAAGAUUCCUUCAUUGCAGGGAUAUGAAGAGUCAAUGCAAAUGAAUUGCCCCUGCUUCUGUUUGCAGGGGCAAAUCCAACAAAGCAUGCUUUGAAUGUUGUUUUUCAGUAAACUACAUGUUAAGGUAAACACAUGGGGUUUUUUAAAAAAAAAAUAUUAAAGCAUGCUAAAGCUGGCCACUUCUGUUCUGAAUGGCAAAAUAGCCAUGGGGCUCUGCACUAAAGUGGGGUCCUUUGCCAGUUUUCCUGCUGAAAGUCCUACUCUCUACCGCUAGCUACUGAUGGGCUGUGGAAGGUGCUGUUUAUUCCCAGCCCAGAGCCCUGAGUCGAGUGAAGAGUUCAUUCUGGGUCAUGAGUUUGACAUAAGGAAUAAGGAAAACAUGUUUAUUGCAAUAUAUAGUUUGGUUCCCAGUUCAGUGGUGUUGCUACACUGAAGGGCCAUCACCCAGGGGAAGGGUUGUAACUCAGUGAUGGAGGGACCCAGGUUCCAUCCUUGGAUGUCCAGGUUGCGCAGGAGUGCCCUCUACCUGUAAUCCUGGUGAGCUUCUGCCAGUCAGUGAAGACAACACUGAUCUGGAUGGACUAAUGAUUUGAUUCAUUCUAAGGCAGCUUCCUAUAUUUCUGUGCUCUGCCUUAUCAUGUUCUCAGUCUAUCCACAUCUUUUUUUUUCUAAUUAGGCCCUAUCUGCCUUCUCUUCCCUUAGAUUCUAGUUCUUAAUCUGCUGCCUACAGUGCAUUCUCUUCCCCACUUUGAGACGCCCCUUAUAACUCAGUUUUCUGUCUUCAGCUUCCAUACUUAUCCGUAUCGUUGCCAAGGUGAGGUUUAACACCAGCCAAAGUGAUGUUUUCCUUCUGUUUCUUACAUCUUCAUUUCCCAAGUAGUUUUGAAACAUUCCGUGAUAUCGCAGCUGCUCAGCCAAAGACGUCGCCGCCACCACCACCAAAUCUCCCAACGCUUCUUAUGAUAUAGACUAAAACUAAACAGAAUGAUCUGUUGUGCUUAAUUAUUCUUGGAUUUAUUUGUGUUCUAGGAAUGUUCUUCCAAUGGAUUCUCUGUGCCGCUAUCUGGAUAGUUUCUUUGAUUGUUAACCUUAUUCAGAACAGCCCUAGAUUUUGGCCUCUUGCCAUGGUUGGCGGCUUUUUAUGGGCUACAGGUAUGGCUGAAAUAACACUUACCUUGUCACAAUUUAACACCCAUGCACAUGUGAAUCUAUGCACCAUUUGCAGAUUGCAGGAAUAUCAUAAAAUGCAAUUGUUAAUACUGAGACAUAUGCACGUAUUGGCCUUCUUCAAUCACUUUUUGUCUUAAGGCAGGUUGGGUGGGGCUCUAAUGAUAACAAAAACAAUACUAAUGUUAUUAUUUAUACCCCACUUAUCUGGCUGGGUUGCCACAGCCACUCUGGGCGGCUUCCAACACAUAUACUUCACAGGUAAUUUGUAUUACAAGAAAAUAGAACAGUUAACAUUUGCUUUUCAUUUUGAAGUAAAACCUGCACUGCCAGCUACUCCGCAGUGUAAACACACCACUGAUUUGACCUUAAGGUGUGCAUCGUGGUUUCAAAUAAAAAGCAAGAUACAAAGGCAACACUUUGGCAAAGCUUCAUAAUAAGCAACGGGGGGGAAUAACACUCAUCACAUUACAAGCAUAUUAGCUCUGCCCACAUCCACACCUUGGUUCGCAUUCUGAUCACCCUCCACAGGCUGAAAAGCAAUAUUCUGCAGCACGGCGCCACCUGUGCUCUGGGAGGCUUCCUGCACAUUUUAGAAUCGGGGGGGGGGCUUAUGGAGGGUGAUCAGAAGGGCAAAGCCAGAGCACUUCUCAUGCCCUCUUCCCACCUGUUUAUGUAAUAUGACGAGAGAAUGUCUGAAGAGGGCUAUUAAUUUUGUCUCACAUCCGCUGCUAUGUAAUUCAGCAUGACGAGAAUACUAAAUGCUAUUGUGUGGUAGAGUUACAUUAAAAACGAUAUCAAGUGCUUGAUCCUACAAGGACUUUCAGGGUUCUUCUAGCUGUGAUUUGUCUGUCUGUUCAGUGGUCUUUUCUUCCCCCUCUCUGAGAUUUCAUGUCAAAUCACUUAAAGGCUGGUAGAGCUUUAGUGUGCCUGCUUCAGAAAAGAGUGCCAAGUGUGGCAUUCAGUUACUGUAUUGAAAACACUAAGCUGACCCAGACUUAAGUCUGAAUCCAACCCACGGGGAAUAUUUUAAGUUUGUUUACAUUGACUCAGAGACUGUAGGGAUGUUGCUGUGAGGUUGUGCUGGGCUACCAUCCCUACCUGCCAGCCACAAAGUCAUCAGUCAUGUGAAAGAGACCUUUGUACAUAAGGGCUCUGCGCAUACACAUUUGUAUGUAAAGGUAAAGGGACCCCUGACCGUUAGGUCCAGUCGUAACCGACUCUGGGGUUGUGGCGUUCAUCUUGCUUUAUUGGCCAAGGGAGCCGGUGUACAGCUUCCGGGUCAUGUGGCCAGCAUGACUAAGCUGCUUCUGGCAAACCAGAGCAGUGCACAGAAACGCCGUUUACCUUCCCGCCGGAGCAGGACCUAUUUAUCUACUUGCACUUUGAUGCGCUUUCGAACUGCUAGGUUGGCAGGAGCAGGGACCAAGCAACGGGGGCUCACUCGAACCGCCGACCUUCUGAUCGGCAAGUCCUAGGCUCUGUGGUUUAACCCACAGCGCCACCCACAUGUAUGCAUUUAGGGCCUAUUCUGUGAAGCUGGGGCAUGGCAAAAAGGAGUAGUGGCAAAUAUGGCUGCUCAAGAUGGUUUCACAAUCUCCUAACACAUUGGGUGAAUGUGUGGUGGGAGUAAUUUGUACCCCCAGCAUGUAAAGGUACAGUAUGUGAGUACGGAGGAAUGACAAAUUAUUAUCCUUCAGUGCCUUAUAUAUGUUAAGAGGCAUGUAAUUUGAACAGUUAAUGUACAUAAGAGUUGGACGCUGUGCACAUUCACCAAGCCUCAUGGCGAAUGUGCACAUCAUCCAUCCACAGGGAGGGAAUUGUACACAAUUCCUGGUCAAUAUACAAAAUCCUCAACAGGUUUCAGGAAACGGGUAUAUAUCUCGGUUUAGUUUUGUACAUUCUCUGGCCAUGAUGCAUAAUCUAGCGCACUAAAUGUAGUGAUUUAUUGUAGAUUAUGCUUAUUAGCAGUUGUAUUAAUAAUACUGAUAUAGAGCUACUGUAGUAAGAUUAUACUGUAUUAAUAAUCAGCUAAUUUUGCUUUUGUUCUUUUCAUACUGUGCAGGUAAUAUAACAGUUGUCCCCAUUGUCAAAACCAUUGGGUUGGGCCUUGGUCUCUUAAUCUGGGCUUCUUUUAACUUGCUAACCGGCUGGGCAAGCUCAAGGUAAGCACCAUGUAUACUUCACCUAUAGUAUGAGUCAUCAUACUAUACUUAAAAAUUACCAUUAACAAGACCAAUGUCUUGACAAAAGCAUUUUCUCUCUGUGUAAUGUACUUCAUCGUAAUAUACGAUCUUGCCCCAAAGAUCAGGCUCAAAAUAUUAUCUGGAUACUUCCAUCCUGAUGUAAUUUCUCAAUCUUUAUACAUUCACAAGUUGACUUCAAGAUGUUAUUAUGUGUGUGUCAGAUAUAAUGUCAGCUAGGCCCUAUAAACCAUGUGAGGAUCCUUAAUAUGCUGAAUUAAAUGUUUCCAUGAGGAAUUAAUAGUUAUUUAUAUUUUUAAAGAGUUGUUAAAAAUUUUGCAAUGUACAAGACUAGCUCAACUACUAAAUAUUUUUCAAGACAGUAUUUUUAUUUUUCUGAUGGUUCAUGAGAUCGAGACAUCUUUACUUCCAGGAAUGGAUUCAUUUAUAUUUUUAUAUACAUCCUUUCGGCAUAUACAAGAGCAAGUCAAACUGCAGUGCUGUGACCCUGGGGAAAAAAUCAAUGUUCUUUGCCAAGCUAUCAUUCCCUUGUACUUGUGAUUGCCACACACAAUUUAUUUAUGCAAGCUAGAUAGCUUUUCCUGCACUUUUCUAUGCCCUUCUCAUUUUGGAAACAAUUUAAAAGAGUUUUUAACCUUUCUGUUCACAGGUUUGGCUGGUUUGGGAUUGACCCAGAAGAAGUAGCAAAACCAGCUUUAAACUACAUUGGAGCUGGACUUUCAGUAUUAAGGUAUUAAUAAUCUUACUAUAUUUCUAUUUUGAAACACUACUUAUGCAUAUAAGUAUGUGUGUGUAUGUGUGUAUAUACAUAUAUGCAAGUGAAUCAGAAUUUAAAAACGACUGAGGCAAAGUAAAACUUUUAUUCUUUUGAGUCUGCAGGUAAGCUGUUGAAGGCUACAAUUCCUAACCACAUACUAGGUAGGAAGGAAGUCCCAUUGGCCCAGUGAAAUUUACUUCUUAGUAAAUAUGCAUAGGAUAUCACCAUUUAUGAAGCAAUGUUGUCCCUCAGCCAGAGAUAUUAAAGGAUAAUAUCUUAACAAAUGAUUUUUAAAAUCUGCAAAAUGAAGUAAGGGAGAUUAAAUCAUGUAUGAUUUAGCUGAGAUUCCUGUAUUGCAAGGGGUUGGACUAAAUAAUCACAAUUCUAUGAUUCUUUAAGACACACACGCGCGCGCGCACACACACACACACACACACACACAGAGUCGUGCCUUGGAAGUCGAACGGAAUCCGUUCCGGAAGUCCAUUCCACUUCCAAAACGUUCGGAAACCAAAGCACGGCUUCUGAUUGGCUGUAGGAAGCUCCUGCAGCCAUUCGGAAGCCACGGAAGCCCCAUUGGACAUUUGGCUUCCAAAAAUAGUUCGCAAACCAGAACACUUCCAGGUUUGCGGCAUUCAGGAGCCAAAACAUUCGAGAACUAAGCUGUCAAAAACCAAGGUACGACUGUGUGUGUGUGUGUGUGCAUAAAAUGCUACAACACGAUGGUGUUUAGUUCAUGAUGAUAUUUCAUUUGCAGUGCCAUCCUAUUUCUUUUCAUAAAAAGUGAUGUUGAGAGCUCUUCACUGUCAUCGGAGAGCACCCCACUAUUAAGACAUGUAAGUUUUUGCUUUUGUUCAUGUUACGCUUCCGCACUAGAAAAAAAACACUAUAACACAGAACUUAUUCCAACCACUUUCUUUUCAAGGUAGCCCUUACGAGGCCUCCCACAUUUUUUCACAACUGUAAAGGAUAUUGGAAAGAAGAGAAAGUACCAUUAUUUGUGCCCUCUAGGGUUAGGAAGCAAGGAAGAUUUAGCGAGACAAACUUAUCAGGAUAUAGCUUCCAAUGUUGUUCAAUUAUCAAUUCAAAAAUGAAAAUAACUGGGGUGUUGAGAAAUCUCUUUUCUUGGACAUCUCAGUGUGUGUGAGUGCUUUUAAAUGGGGGUUUUUGUGUUUUCGGUGCAUUUUUUUUAGAGGGUUACUUAUUUAUUUGUUUUUUAAUAUCUAUAUUUAUUAUGUAUUGUUGUACCUGCAUUAAUUUAUGCUGUGAGCAUCCUUGGGUCCUGCACUAGGAGAAAUCAGGGAAAGAAAAGAAGAGCAAUGAAAUGAAAUGAAUAAUAUCCACAGAUGCACCAGCUGCAAAUUCUUUAGUUAUCAGCUCCUAGCUCCUUCCUUCCUCAUCCCCAAGUGAAUGAGCAUACCUAGCACAAUCCAGGUCUGAAUGUUUUCAGAAAUCUUAGCCUUAAUGGCUUUCCUUUUCACCAACAGUCAAUCAACAGCUCUGAUCAUAGCGCUGAAAACAGGACUGAUGCUUCAUGGGUUGACCAUCUUUCUCCGUUAGGAAAGAGAAUGAUGUAAGUUGUCCCACCCUUUCUAGUGAAUUACCUCUAGCCUACCUGGCUCCUGUUUCAUUCUUCCUUUGGUGAACUUCACAAGGCAAUAAAGACAACAAACUGUAACCAUUCUGUGGCAGUGAUGAGUGCUCCAACAUCUCUUUCAAGACAGCAAUUUCUAGAAAACUACUGGCAGUUCUCCAGCAUGUUUUUGGCCGCAGCUCUGCAAACCUGCAAUGAAUGUUGUAGUGCAAUGGGUGUCUUUGAGUUUGUAAUAUCUUGAUCUUUCUUUCUUUCUCCUGGAAGAGGCUGCUCCCUGGCUGUGAUAGCUGGAAUGUUUUAUGGCUCGAGUUUUGUGCCAGUGCUUUACAUCAAGGACCACGGCAGAAGGAAUGGAACGAAAUAUAGCGGAGCAAGUCAGUUUGGUAAAGGCAGAUGAAUUGUUUUAAUAUCAAAUUUAAACCUGUGGGAAAUUUUGCUCAUUCAUGAUGGGUGAAAGGGGAGGGGAAAGUCUUUCCCCCUUUGCUUAUCUAUCCCUUCUUUGUUUGUUUGUUUGUUUGUUUGUUUGUUUGUUUGUUUAUUAUAUGUAUUAAUCACCUCAUAAUAUAGUUUCUCUAGGUCAUUGGUGAGGCGUUUCUAGCUUGCAGGCCUAAUUUGCUCCAUGACAUGGUUUGACCCAAGCCACACCUACCUGUCCAUCACUUGAGGUCAUAUGACAUCAGGUGCCAGACAGAUAAAGUCAUGGCAGCAAAUUUAAAAGGAAGAAUUAGGAGCACACUUUCCCAGCCCUAGGCUACUGUGCCUUUAAAUCACAGUCUUUCCCUCAAAGAAUUCUGGGCACUGUAGUUCACCCCUCACAGAGUUACUGUUCCCAGCAAUCCUUAACGAACUGCAGUAGUUCAUCCAUUGGUGACAUCAACAUUGAAUUACAGCAGUGCACUCUAUGCUGGGCUUCUCUUGCGCUUGACCUGAGAACUGCAGUUAGUGCAGAAUGCUAGUGCAGUUGCUGAUUUCUUACUGGGUAAAGUUCUAAGUUGCUACUAUUGUUAUAUCAAGCCAUUAAUGGCUUGGGACCAGUUUACUUGCAGAAUCACCUUAUCCCAUACGUACCCACUCAAAGGCUUUGAUCUGUGAAACUGUCAUCUUCACUGUGUUCUUUCCGGCGCUUACAGUCAUACCUCGGAAGUCAGCCGUCUUGCUAGAUGAACGUUUUGGCUCCCAAACGCCACAAACCAGGAAGUGAUUGUUCCAGUUUGCGAACUAUUUUUGGAACCCGAACAUCCGUUGCGGCUUCCAGCAGCCAAUCGGAAGCCGCGCCUUGGUUCCCAAAUGUUUUGGAAGUCGAAUGGACUUCCAGAACAGAUUCUGUUCGACUUCCAAGGUACCACUAUACUUGAAAACCUUUUUCGUUUUGGCAAGCCUAUCCAAACACCAGACACACAGAUGUUGAUGUUUUUACAUAUUUUCUACUGUUAUUUUUAAUUGUUUUAAAACGUUUUAGAAUGGUUUUUAACUAUUUCUAUUGAUGCUUUUAAUAUUUGUUGUAAACCACAAAGAAAUCAUUUAGUUUAAAUCAGUGAAACAUUUAGUAUAGUAUUUACAGUCAUGUUUACAUCGCACAUAUAUACUGAGCAAAGCCUCUUGAUCAGCUAAAACCGGGGAAGGUAUUGAAGACCUUAUAUGAACAAACGUGUGGCUAAGGUAUGAGCAAGACCUUACCAGAAGUAAUUGCUGCUUUUCUAGAAUAUUGUUAAUUUCCUAAAUAUAUUCUACAUAUGCAUAUGCCUCCCAUUUUUGUUUCAGAUUUAGAUUACGUCUUUGCCCAUUUUAGUGGCAUCUUCCUUACAAGUACCAUCUACUUCCUGAUCUAUUGUGCAGCAAUGAAAAAUAGACCUAAGGUUUAUCCUGAAGCCAUCAUCCCAGGUAGAAUUCUGAAAUACAUGUGCAUUGCAGAUCACUAUCAAACAUACUUCGUUCUGUUGCUAUUAGACAUAUGUAGGCAAUGUUUGAGUAUGGGUAUUUUGGGGAGGUAUUAUAUUAAUAAUGUCGUAGUGGAAAAGUAGCCAACACGGUGCUCUCUAGAAGUUGUUGAACGCCAGUUCACAUCUGGAUCAUCUGGAGAGCACUGCACUGGCUCCUCAUAAAAAGAAACCUGUUACAUAUGGAAGAAUACAUCUGAUUAGCUCAUUCAACAAAGAAUAUGUUUGCAUUUGCAAGGAUACAUACAGCUGUGCCUGCAUCCAGGAGCAGGUGGGGCGUUUCUGCUGCAGGGAAAGAUCAGUGCCCCACCAAUUUGGUGCCCCUUAGCUCCUCAAGGGACACAAAGGCUGGUGUUAAAUAGUGGCUUUCACCCCAGGCUAAAAAUCAGAUAGUCCCUGCUUUGUAUUCAUUUCUGACAUGAACUCCUGGUGAAUUUAAGGUGAGCUGUUCUCCUUCAGCCUCAGUUCCGCCCAUUUACAAUAACCAUUACAGGAUUGUUGUUAAGAAUAGGAAAGUAGCCAAUGCAGGCUAAGAGCUUUGAGCCCUUGAAAGCCCUUUGCAAAUGCAGCAUGGCCUUAGGAUUCGAGCUGGGCAAUAUAUUGGUAAAUGGUCUGAAACCUCUAUGCCAUUUCAGAUCGCAAUGCCCGCUUUCAGACAUUUUGGGCUGGCAAUACAUCACACCAGCUCAAAUUACUUGCAGACGGCUCCUUCCUUGGAGGUUUUUAAGCAGAGGUUGGAUGGCCAUCUGUCAUACACGAUUUAGCUGAUAUUCCUGCGCAUAGCUGGCAACGUUUCCCUUUUUUUAAGAGAAAUUCCCUUAUUCCGAAUAGGAUUCCUCGCAAGAAAAGGGAAAAGUUGACAGCUAUGUUCCUGCGUGGCAGGGGGUUGGACUAGAUGACCCCCCUGGGUCCCUUCCAAGUCUAUAUUGCUAUGAUUUCUAUGGGUAACAAAAUAUGCUUAUUUGUUGUCAGGAUUUGUUUCUGGUGUAUUGUGGGCGAUUGCCACUUCCUGUUGGUUCCUAGCAAAUCAUUACCUCAGUGCUGUGGUCAGCUUUCCAAUAAUCACAGCGGUAAGUACCAAAGAAGGACCUGCUCAUAAACAUAGGUUUCAAAGGGGGGGGGGGUUGCAUAUCAAACCACAUAUACACCCCACCCCACUCCUGUCUUUGUUAUGGAGGUUUCACGUACAAUAGAGUGUCAUGAAAUUCUACUCAAUAUUGAUCCAGAGCAGAACUCUGACGUAUAGUUAGCAGAUCAAAAACUUAAAAUACUUUGCAGGAUUCCCAAAAAACAGAUCAGAGGCAAUUAUAUUUCAUCCAGCAGAGCUUUACUGCUACUGAAGGCAAGUGAGCAUAAUGGUCACAAAUCAAAUACAUUCAGGAUUGGCACUGUCCAUAAGAAAUCCAGUUGCAACAGACCCAACUUAAACUUACAAUAACUUAUAAAAAGUCUAAAACCUUAACACUAUAUACAGAACACCACAUCAGAAGGAAAAGAGAUAGAAAGAAAAGUGAAACCUAAGCUCCUUCUGGCCUUAGUUUUAUAGUAAGCAUGACCUUGACUGAAACAGAACCAGUUUAAGCCAGCUGUACCUAGUUUCUCUGAAGGAAUAACCCAAACAUCAUGAACCUUCUGCUUGUUUCUUUCACACAGAAAAGCUUCUAGAACCCUCUUGAAUUAAUUAGAAUAGGAAAGAUCUCUACAUAUCAGAUCAAUACUUUCUAAUCUAAGAAAUGCAAACUGACACAGAGGUGGGCAGACUUCAGGCUUGCGGGAUCUACUUUUGCUUUUUACUGUAACCACAAGAUCUACCAAUCAGGCUUGGUGCAAAAGAAUUCUGAACCCUGGAAUUUGGUUUGGGCACCAAACUUGAAUAGCCUGAACCCAUAUAGACUGAAUAUCUCAGCUGACUAGAGUGUGGUGCUGACAGUGCCAAGGUUGCAGGUUCUAUCCCCGUAUGGGACAGCUGCAUAUUCCUGCAUUGCAGGAAGUUGGACUAGAUGAUCCUCAGGGUCCCUUUCAACACCUACAAUUCUAUAAUUCUAACUGAACUGAGCCCCCACAAAAAAUACACUCCUGGUUACACACAAUUUUCCGUUUUGGUGGUAUGAUUUAGGGUUGGGGAAGUCAUUUUGUUUCUGCCAUUGUUAAAUCAUUGGCAGUCGGGAAUCCUAAUAGAUCUACUACAAAUCGCCCAGAAAUCCAGAUCUGGCCUCUUCCAGCUCUGACAGACGACAUUCAUUAUGUUCUUCUCAUUUUAAGACAAUGUGCUUUCAUCUCUCUAGCAUCUACAGUGGUACCUCGGGUUACAGACUCCGCUAACCCAGAAAUAGUACCUCGGGUUAAGAACUUUGCUUCAGGAUGAGAACAGAAAUCACAUGGCGGUGGUGUGGCAGCAGCGGGAGACCCCAUUAGCUAAAGUGGUACCUCAGGUUAAGAACAGUUUCAGGUUAAGAACAGACCUCCGGAACAAAUUAACUUCUUAACCCGAGGUACCUCUGUAUUGCAUUCUGCUUGACCAUGCUCAUUCUGAUGGAAAACAAGGUGGUCAGAAUCUUCAUGCUGUUAGAGAAGGAUGCUGACCUGCACAUCUAUGAGGAACCCCUAAAUGGGAAAGGAAGCAGUGGGCAUUACUUUCCAUGGGAAAGUGUGCCUUGGUUUUGGAACGCUUUGCUUUUGGAACAGACUUUUGGAACAGAUUAAGUUUGAGAAUAACACACAGUUGUAACAUAAAGUCUCCUUGCAGCGUUCCAACACACACUAGGCUCUGGCCAAGGGCAAAUUGACUUCAAACACAUGUACAUUUUUAUACUUUCGAUUGUGCUAAGUCACUCUCACAUGCUCAGCUAGUUGCAGGUGCAGGACAAACACACCCAGAAUUAACCAGCACACCUAACUUAACCCUUUUUUGUCCCUUUUCUCUGCAUGCAUAAACCCUGGUACAUUGACAGAACUCCUCAAAAUAGCUCUCUCAAGCAAAUGGGGGAGCUCAGAGAAGAGUGCACUGUUUCAUAGCCCAUUGACCCCUUUAGGCAUGAAGGAAAAGUUCAAAGCAGCCAUUGAGAGGAACUGUGUCAGGGGAGGAGGCAAGCUGCUCUCCUUAUUCUCCAGUUGAGAAGAGGGAAAGGAUAAAAAGUCCUUCCCACCACAAGCGCCACUUUUCAUCAUGGCAAUCUGCAGUUGCACCUGUCCUGUUGACUUAUAGGGUGCAGUAAAUUAUAACAAGCUGCAGAGAUGAGGAUCACUCAGCACAUAUAUCUUGUCCUUUUUCAGAAGGAGGAAAUUGGAGAUACUUCUGAGCCGUUUUGAGAUAAAAUGUGCAGGGGCAGCUGAGGUCAAAGCUGGCAAUAGAAAAGAAAUUGCAAUAAAUAUUCUGGCUACCGCACAGCAGGGUACUAAAAAUAGGAACCUUUGUACUUCAUUUAUGGAAAUGGAUGUCUGGGAUGAGCAGCAAGGUAACUAAGAUUGGAAACACCUUGAAAAGCAGUGGGGAAAUUGUGCUCUAGAGAUAGGCGGGGAGGAGAGAAGGAAAGCCAGUUUCAGAGCAAAGCCUAUUACAGAUGUUGUGCGUGGGCAUAUUUCAGCCUGGAUGUCUGUGACCUGGGUGUCUGUAAUAUGUGCAAAGAGUGGCAAGCUUUAAAUCCACUUUAAAGCAGUGGUGCUUGCUUCUGAGUAGACAUAUAUAGCAGUGAUGUCCAACCGGUUGACCACAAUCGACAUGUAGAUCGCCUUCAUGUUCCCGGUAGAUCGUGGUUGAUUGCAUGCAAGUAAUGUCCCCACCUCCCGCCCCAGUUGCAAGGUUCCUCCGUUGGCAUCAGCAUCAGUUACCAAAAAGCGAAAGUAAUGUUAGCUUUAGUGCGGCGUUCGAUAGUCAGCACAUCAGUUUCUUGUGAGCGUUUGUUCUAUUCCCUCCCCCAAAAUAAGCUCUACAAACACUUUGCCUUCUCCCCUAAAAAAGAAAAAAGCUCAACAACUCUGACCAACCCCCCCCCCCAAAAAAAAUCAUACAGAACAAAGAAAUUGAGGGGGGGAGACAAUGGGUAGAUCAAUGCCAGUUAUUUUAUACUGGGAGUAGAUCACAGUCUCAAGGGCAGCUUUUCUCAACCUGUGGGUCCCCAGAUGUUGUUGAACUACAAGUCCCAUCACCCCAGCUAGCAAGGCCAGAGCUCAGGGAUGAUGGGAGUUGUAGUCCAACAACAUCUGGGGACCAACAGGUUGAGAACUGCUGCUCUAGGGAGUUGGAUGUGCCUGAUAUAUAGGAUUGCAACUGUAAAUGUAUCUUUGCAUAUAGAGUCAUAGAACUGUAGAGUUGGAAGGGUCCACAUGGGUCAUCUAGCCCAACCCCCUGCGAAGGAGCUUCCAGGGUGUUUCUAGUAUGGGAUUCAGUUACAUAUCAGCAUAUUCGGGCUGUGCCAUUGCAGUUCAUUUGGAGCUCUCGCCAAACAAACCUGAUUCCCCCUCAGAAAAGGGGGGGGGGGGUUUUUUGCGGUAAGGAAAGUGACAGAGAAGCAUACUGGGAAAUGUGGGUUAACACUUGGUUGAUGAAACAUCCUCUAUCCUCCCAACAACAAACACAUCCAAAUGGAUUCUCAAUAAAACACAGGCCUCCCUGCAAACAAAUCAGGACGAUGGCUCAAUAAAGCAGGUAAUCUGUAAGUGCCCCCCAGAGGUUUGCUUUGUUUUUGCGGGAUUGGCAUGCCUUUUAUUAAAGGCCAUUAUCUUCUCACAUUCUUCUUUCUGUCAUCAUCACGAGCAACAAUUUAGCACAUGAUUACGUUUUAGUGAAGGCAAGAUUGAAUUUAAAUAAGAUAAUUGGGCUCUAGCAAAUCCUCAUGAACAAAUGCUAUUAUGAUUAUUCAUCGUGUCUUAAUCUUGUUCUCCAGGGUCCUGGCUUUAUAGCUGCAAUGUGGGGAGUCCUGGUAUUUAAAGAAAUAAAGGUAAGGGCUGCAACAUGUUCCUCUCAUCUUUGAUGUAUCCGCAUCAGAAAAAAUGAUGCUUGGGAAGUUCUAAGUAUCGGGGGGGGGGGAGGCAGGCAAAUCUAGAGAUUUUUUAUUUCUUUCUCUCUAGUAAUACUAGGUCAUCCAUUGAAGCUGCAAGGUGGGAGGUUCAGAAUGAUUCUUCCCACAGCACAUAGAUAACCUAUGGCGUUUGCUGCUAUGUGACCACCAACUAAGAUGGCUUAAAAAGACCCCAUUUAGACAAAUUUAUGGUGGAUAAGUCUUCUCAUAGCUACUUGUUUUGGGGGGGCUAUGUGUGUAACAAAAUUCCCAGUGACAGCUUCUGCUAAGGAAAGGAAUUUCCUUAUGUUACGCAUUUAUAUUACCGUAUUUUUCGCUCUAUAAGACACACUUUUCCCCUCCUAAAAAGUAAGGGGAAAUGUGUGUGCGUCUUACGGAGCAAAUGCAGGCGGGAGACUCUGCUCAGUGCUCCCUUUAAAGAGCCGCGUGGAGCCCCCAAGAGUCCCACACACACUCCGCGCACUCUUUAAGGGGAGCGCGGCUCUUGGGGGAGCCUUAGCCGUGCGCAGCCUCUUCCGGGCAGGGGGAGCCUUCAUCCCGCUGCCCGGGAGAGGCUGUGCGUGGCUAUCCCAUAAGCCAGGACAGCACAGUGAUCCCGCUUGAUGUCCUGGCUUCUGGAAUUCAAAAUAUUUUUUUUCUUGUUUUCCUCUUCCAAAAACUAGGUGCGUCUUAUGGUCUGGUGCGUCUUGUAGAGCAAAAAAUACGGCAUAUUGUUUGUUGUGUUCUAUGUUGUAAAUCGCCCUCUGGUCCUUUAAAUGAAGGGUGGCAUACGCAUUUUAAACAUUAAAUAAAUAAAUAAAUCCAAGCUUUUGGGAGAGGCAGCUUGUAGUGAGGCAGCAUUGUGGAAAAGCAGGGGCUUAACCAGCCACUUCCCUGAUACAUACAUACACUCACACACACUAAUACACCACUAUUCUCCUUACUGGUUCCGGGUUUGAAAGCGUAAACCCCCACCUGAAACACUGUGGGAGGCUAGUGGGGAAAGUCCCUAAGAAGGAUGUUGUGGCUGCAAAGUGGGGAGAGGCAAGGACCUCCUCCUCCUCUGCACCCCUUUCCAGAACUUCAGUUUUCCUAGAAAGAGCAGCUGCUGGAAUUUGUUGCCCCAUGUCCAUGUAUAACGUCUAGUCCUGUCUUUCCUUGCUGCAUUGAACCAGCCUAUUUUCCCUACAUGGGUGUGUUUGUUUACAUUCAGGAAUGGGUCAUCCAGUGGGGCAGAGACAAAGCAAUAGUCUCCUGGCAGCAGCGUUGCUGCAACUCACUAGAAGGGGGAACAGCAAAGGUGGGUGGGUGGGUGUGUACCGGUAGGAGUGCCAGAUUGGCUCUAUCAUUGUGCCCACCGAGUUCUGACCUUUCUGCCACCUCAAUUCUCCACCUCUGGAUGAGUGUCUGCAGCUGAUACUGCUGCUGCGAGGCUGUUAGUGGCACUCCACCCCACUGGAUGAGCUGCCCCUCCACACAUUAUUAUCACAUUUAUAUCUCACCCAUGCUCCAAGAAGCUCAAGGCAGUGUAUGUUAGGCUGAGAGAUAAUGACUGGCCCACCAAGAUCACUCUGUAUAAGAAAGGGGCCCAGGUGUCUCCACUGCAAGUUCAGCACUCAAACUGAUGUUACAUACUGUUUCAUACAGGUAAUUUGGCCAGAUAAAUUUAACUAAGCAAAUAUUAUCUGACCGCUACCAUUUGUAUAAUGUGUUCUGACAAACGCAUAUCUUACUCUACAAUAAAGUUGUCGGUGUGCAGCAUUUUGCAAAUAACGCAAUACCAAGCCUGACUUCUGGAAAAUAACACCACUUCUCUUUCUUCCCCACACAUCCCAGGGGGUGGUCUGAAGGUACAUGAGGGCACAACCUUGCUGAAACCAGGCAGGUCUGGGUCUGGUGAGUCUGGGACCCCCUAGGAACCAGAGUAGGCCGUCUUGGAGGUCAUAAUGGUCAAAAGGCAAGAUAUAAAUGUAAGAACAUUUGAAAAAUAACAAAUAAUCCCUUUCUAUGUCUAUGCAGGGGCUGAAAAACUAUCUGUUGCUUCUAAUAGCAUUUUGUGUUAUUUUGGCUGGGUCGCUCUCGACAGCUUUUUCUAAAGUCUGAAGAACCACUGCCUGAACCAGCAGGUGGAGCUGUGGCUUAAGACACGAAAGAGAAGAUAAUAUCUGGCAUUUUCUUGGAUCACUAAUAUCAUCACUCUCGCCAGAGAAGCAAGGGCAAAAGUCCAUAGAGCAAGAACUUUUUGUGGGAAAUGCAAGGCAUUCAUCAUGUUUUCCACAUUUGGGAAGAUAAGGGAAAACCUUUUUAUGUUCUCUCAGCUGGAUGAUUAUGGGCUGAAAUCCAGGUCAGAGGUUUUAAUGAUCCCAUUAUGUUUUAUAUUAUGGCUUGUUGUUUAUUGGGGUGAGGGUAACGUAUAAAAGGAAGAGUUCAGUGAAGUGUAAGUGCUGAUUACUAUGCAGAGGAAGUAAUGUUUGUGUUGGGGCAUUGCAUCUUUCUUUUAUUUCUAAUACCGGACCUUUUAAUAAAGAACAUCACCCAGAUACUCCACCUUUAGACAAAGACACACAGAGUUUGCUCAGCAAACAGUCUGAUGAAGAGUUCUAGAGAACUCGAAGAGUUUCCUCACCGCUUUAUGACAUUCUGGUUUACCCUUGUCGAUUUUGUGUUGCUUUCUUUGUAAUGAACCCAAGGUAGCUACCAAAAAGUUUCUGGACCAUCCUGUUGAGGGAGCACAAUGCACCAACCCUGUUGAAGCCAAGCAGGUCUGGUCAUUGCCUGGAUGAGAGUCCAUCUGGGAAUCUUGUGUAGGCCAUCUUGAGCUCCAUAAUGGAAAAAGAUGGGAGAUAAAUGUACUGAACAAAUAAAGAAUUUUAAGCUUGCCCAAGGACCUGCACUGGAGGCCAUUCCCAGUGGGCAAUUUCAGGGGAAUUGACCAGCUCAAACAUUGGGAUGAGCAUCCUAAUGGCUUGAGAUAUUCGGCAGUGGAAGAACCUGCCUUGGGAGAUUUUGGGCUGUCGUUCACUGGAGUUAUUUAAACUGAGUCUGGACAGUCAUCUACAGAUUGAACCCUGCUUCCCCUCCAAAAUGGGAUCGCCUCUAUACAUUCCUCCUCCUAUCAGCAAAGCUGUUAUGAUAUUGUAAUGAGUAUGAGUUACUCGUGCGUAAACUGGUGCCUCUCUAGGCUAGUUUGCCUUGUUAAACCUUUCUGACUGCACAGCCCUUUCUCAUCAUGACUGUCUCAGUCACUAGCAGAAUCCGUCAGUGGGCGUUUCUUGAAUCUCUUCCAACAUAAGAGUUGUUUGACACCCAAUCUCCUCCGCCUCUCACUGCGCGGGAGCCUUCUGCGCAGGGUGGGCGUGGGUAGCGGGGACCUGUCCCCUCCUCACUGAGUUCCAGUGAAGAGUCCGUGAGCCCUCUCUCCGAUUUCCCCAUCUGCUCACUUUUGUUCCUGGUGCUGCGCUUAAAUGCUUCCCCCUCCACUGAGUUGCCUCUCCCCCUGCUGCUGGGUCCUUCUCCAGCAUCAUCCAGGAGCCUCCCCUUUGCCUCCCGCUCUGAUGUCAGUUCCCUGACAUCCACCUCCCCCCCAGAAUCCCCUCCACCCCUGGACCGACCUGUGGGACCAACUUCAUCCCCUUCGUCGGCCGAGGAGGCGGGGAAACCCCGGAAGGAACUGUCACUAUCUUCUGUAGGUUCGAAACCCGCUUCCCAAUCGCUCUUCCACCUACCAACGGGGUGGUCUUCCCCGUCUGAUGCUUCUUCCUCCGAAACCUCUCCUCCCUCCUCGGAGUCAGAAAAUCCCUCAAAAACCUCUUCCUCAUCUGUGGUCCCAAAUUGCUCCUCCCAGAAUCUCUCCAGGGGUUUGGGUUUGUCCGGAAACCGGCGGUGGAAUACCUCCACCAGAUACCUGUCCUCGACGGCUUCCGUGGGGACCCAUGUGUUUUCGGACCUGGGUUCCCCUUCCCACGCUACCAAAUACUCCACCCGGCGCCCUUGCCACCUUGAGUCCAGUAUUUCCGUGGCCCUUUGGUGGUGUUCCCUUUCUUCUACCUGCGGGUGUGUGGUGACUUCUCCCUCUUGCCCCUGGAAUUCCCGCCCUUCCCUAUGCGGUGAAAGCAGGGACCUAUGGAAAACCGGGUGUAUUUUCAUGCUAUCAGGCAACUUGAGCUUAAAUGCCACGGGAUUAACUUGCUGUGUUACCUCAAAAGGUCCCAGCCGGGGGCUUCCGGGGGGCGGCGCGAACGGUAAUGGCGGUCUUCUCCCGACCGGAGAAGAAGCUCCGCUGAAAUCGGGUCGUCCGCUACGGCGAAGCGGAGACCCAACGAGAAAAACCCCAGGCAGCAAGAGCCUGGGGUCCUGAGGCUCGGCGGGCGCCAAGAGCAGCCCUCCAACUGCAGAAGGAGCCUCGUAAGAGGCUCCGGAGCGUGGAGGGGCUGCGGCGCUGUGAGCCGUUUCACAGUCAGCGGAGUGAAGCCGCGCUGCUGCUGCCGGUGAGCGCUGAUCCCUUUUCCUGUUAAAAUUCGGACCUGGAAGAAAACAACUUACUCGUGAGUAAAGACUGAAUCACUUGGAAUUACAAAUUUUAAAUGAGAAGGUUUAAAUUGACUUGAAUUUGGCUGAAAGCGGAGAGACGUGGAAACAGGAAGUCCGUCUUCCGCUGCCAUUGAACUUGGAAAAAAAAGCAACUAAGGUGGAGGAGUGGAGGCUGAAAGAAAGAGAUUUUAAACUCUACACAGCCAAGCAUCUAUGGAACUUACAAUUUAAAGUAAAAUUAGCAAGUUAAAGAUUUGGACCUUUUAUUUGCACUUGACUUUCCCCUUUUAUUGGAUUACAAAUUGGAAGGUGAAACCCAGAGUCAGGAUUGCUUGAGCACUGUAACAGUGGGCUGUCAGUGUUUGACUUGGAUACUGUAUAUUAGAAGUUGCAACAAUCUGAGGGUAUUGAGACCUUUUAAUUUUGAAACAUUCUUUUGGAGACAAAUAAGCACUGUCUGCAACAAAGUGAUUACCUUUAAACUCUGCUUAAUACUUAUAUUGGAAGGUUCUGGGACAUUAAAUCAGACUCUGAAAAGACAUUUUAAGCUCCCUCUAGAGGAUUGGAUUAAAACAGUGACUUUAUAAAAACAUUUACUUUCGAUUCUCUUGUUGUCUGCUUGCUCUGGGCCUCUCUAUUCCUGUGGGAAAAACUCAGUGUGACCUUGACUGAUAGAUAACAUUGGAAUGAGUGGUACAAGAAGAAGAGGAAGAGUUAGACAAACAACUCUAACAAAUCUAACCUCAGCCUCGCAGACACGUAGAUCAUCUGUGCCUACUUUGCCCUCAGAAGUACAACUUGAAGAAGCUGCCUUGCCACAGGCAAAAGAGGGAGAGGGUGAAGUAGAGCAGUUACAAUUGGAAGAUAUGGCCUCAGGAGCAUCUGUUUCUGUGCUAGAAAAAAUCUUUGAAAAAUUGGAAGCUUUGGACAAGAAAGUAGAUGCGCAAUCAGCAAAGAUUGAUAAAAAUACAGAUUGUCUAAACAAAUUAACUACACAGGUGGGACAGAAUACACAAGCAAUUGGACAGUUGACGGAGGCCUCAGUAGAAAACCGAAAAUUGGCUGAGGAUACCAGACAAAAAUUGGAAAAUUUAGAGCAAGAGGUAAGACCACUCACUAAACAAGUUGGGGAACAUCAGAUUUAUCUUUCUAUGAUAGAACUGCGAAAUCGUGAGAAUAAUUUGAGGAUUAGAUCAUUACAAGAGGCAGAAGAAGGAAAUCUAACUGAGUUUUUGACCAAAGAACUUUCCAAGUUCUGGAAUUUGGAAGAAAAGGACUUUAAAAUUGUGUCAGCUUUCAGACUUGGAAGAUUUAUAAAGAAGGAGAGGCCCAGGGAUUGUUUGAUUACAUUGAGAUCGAAGGAGGAAAGGGAUAAGAUUUUGGGCCUACAUUACGAAAAGUCACUGGAAGUUUUGGAUAGAAGAAUUGAGAUAUAUAAAGAUAUCCCAAGACAACUGUUGGACCUUAGAGCCGCCUAUUCCGAACUUGCUAAACUAUUAAGGAGCAACGCAAUUCCAUUCAGGUGGGAUUUUCCCCAAGGAUUAUCUUUUACCUUUAGAGCGAGAAAGGUUAAAAUUAGAACAUUGGAAGAGAGAGAUAAAUUUCUGGCUACACACGGAGAGGACCUACAUAAAGGAAUUGAACUACCUUCCGGGCCUGAGGCAAAGCCAGCAUCAAUACCUCCACCUCGGGAACUUGAAGAUCAAGAGAAGACACCACCCCAGGAGAAAUAACCAGAUAGAUCCAGGAUGUCUCUGCAACUGUUGAGCUGGAAUAUUAAUGGUUGCAAUAUUCCGGAGAAAAGGAAGAAAAUAUUUCAUAUAUUAAAAAAGAACAAUUGGACAUUAUUUGCUUACAAGAAACACAUGUGACGAGGCUCCACAGAAAAGUGUUAAUAAAUAAAAGAUUGGGCCAGGAAUUUAUUUCGUCGGAUAAAGUGAAGAAGAGAGGAGUGGUGAUAUAUGCAAAAGAGAGCCUGUCACCUAAAUUUCUAUUUAAAGAUGAACAUGGAAGGAUUUUGGCUAUUGAGAUACAAUAUCAAGGAGAGAAACUGCUGAUAUUAGGAAUCUAUGCGCCUAAUGAAGGGAAAUCGGAAUUUUACAAGAAGUUGCAGGGGACAAUGCUGGAUCAUCUGGAUUACAACAACAUCAUAAUGAUGGGAGACAUGAACGGGGUCGUGUCAACUAACAUGGACAAGUCGCAAAGUCAAAACAUCACAAAAGAUGGCAGACUACCUAAAACCUUUUUGAAAUGACUGACAAUAUGGACUUGAUCGACAUUUGGAGAACAAAGAACCCACUAGGUAGAGAAGGAACAUUCUUUUCUGAAGCCCAACUGACCUGGACAAGAAUCGACCAAAUAUGGAUCUCUAGAGGCCUGGCACCUAGGGUUAGAAAAGUGGAAAUCUGCCCAAAGACCUGUUCUGACCACAACGCAGUAAAGAUGGACAUGACACUACUACCAACUGGAUCCUUUAGAUGGAAGAUGAAUGACAAUUUGUUUAGAGAUCAGGAAAUUACCAAGAAGGCCCAAAAAGUUUUGAAAGAUUAUUUUGAGAUAAAUAUGAACAAUUCGGUGGAAAAAGAAUCGUCUGGGACGCAAGCAAAGCUGUCAUGAGGGGAUUCCUGAUACAACAGAAUGUAGUAAAGAAAAAAACACAAAAUGAGAAAAAAGACAAGAUUUUGGAUAAAAUAAAAGAAUUAGAGAAGAAAUUAAGAGUGAAUCCAAAGUCACAGCCAACUCUGAGAGAAAUUAAACUGUAUCAAACACAGUAUUCUAAAUUGAUAAAUCAGGAAAUUGAAUGGAAGAUCAAAUUAAUGAAACAAAAAACGUUUGAGUCGGCGAAUAAAUGUGGAAAACUGCUAUCCUGGCAGUUGAAGAGAAGACAAAGAUUAAACACGGUUACAAAUUUAGAGGUUGAUGGAAGAAACAUUCAGAAUCCAGUGGACAUUAGAAAGUGUUUCCAGAGAUAUUUUAAAAAUUAUAUACCCAAGGGCCGCAAGACGAAGUUGAGAUUAAACAAUUUUUGCCAAAAAUGGAUUAUCUAAACUGUCACAAGAAAAUAGGACAAUCCUGAACUCUAAAAUAACACGACAGGAGAUUGAACAAGCUAUUCAGAACAUGCAACUUGGCAAAUCUCCAGGGCCAGACGGGCUGACCUCCAAGUAUUACAAGACACUAAAAGACUAUUUGAUACAACCCUUGAUGGAGGUUAGCAAUGAAAUUAUGGAGGGGAAGAGGGCACCGGAUUCGUGGAAGGAAGCGUUUAUCACAUUGAUACCAAAGUCAGAAACUGAAAAGACACAACUGAAGAACUACCGUCCCAUCUCCCUUUUAAAUGUGGAUUACAAAAUAUUUGCAGAUAUUUUGGCAAGUAGAUUUAAAAAGUUUUAAAUGAAGUAAUUCAUAAGGACCAGGCCGGUUUUCUCCCAGGUAGACAUUUGUUUGCUAACACAAGGAACAUUAUUGAUAUUUUGGAACUUCUCCAAACUGACAUAAAUACAAAAGCUGUUUUAAUUUUUAUAGAUGCGGAGAAGGCCUUUGAUAACAUUUCUUGGAAAUUUAUGAUGGGAAACUUAAAAGAGAUGGGAGUGGGACGGGGUUUUGAGAAUGGGAUUGAGGCGAUAUAUUCAGAACAGAAAGCAAAACUGAUAGUUAAUAAUGUGGUUACAGAAGAGUUCAAAAUUGAAAAAGGGACACGACAAGGUUGCCCUAUUUCCCCUUUGUUAUUUAUUUCGGUCCUGGAAGUGCUAUUGAACAUGAUUAGAGGGGACCAGCUGGUGGAAGGAAUUCAGGUUGGUCAGAAACAAUAUAAAUUAAAAGCUUUUGCAGAUGACCUGGUUUUGACCUUGCAGAAGCCAGAGCCUAGUACGAAAAGAGUAUUACAAUUGAUUAAUGAUUUUGGUCGGGUGGCGGGAUUUAAAUUAAACAAACAGAAAACUAAGGUUUUGGGGAAAAAUCUGACUGAGACAGAGUCAGAACGGUUUCAGAAUGAGACGGAACUUAAUGUGGUUAAAAAGUAAAAUACCUAGGGGUAAACAUAACAGCAAAAAAUCUAAGUCUAUUUAAGGAUAAUUAUGAAAAAUGUUGGACAGAAAUUAAGAGAGACUUAGACAGUUGGUCAAAAUUGAAACUUUCUUUGUUAGGCCGAAUUGCUGCGAUUAAGAUGAAUGUAUUGCCAAGAAUGUUGUUUUUAUUUCAAACACUGCAGGUAUUGGACAAAAUGGAGUGCUUUCAGAAGUGGCAGAGAGACAUUUCGAAGUUUGUCUGGCAGGGCAAAAAGCCCAGAAUUAAGUUUAAGAUACUAACCGAUGCAAAACAAAGAGGGGCUUUGCCCUGCCGGACUUAAAGUUGUACUAUGAAGCCGCAGCGUUCUGCUGGCUAAAAGACUGGCUACUUCUUGAAGACACUGAUGUGUUAGAUUUGGAGGGGUUUAACAAUGUUUUUGGAUGGCAUGCAUAUUUAUGGUAUGACAAAGUUAAAGCAAAUAAGGCCUUUAAGAACCAUAUUGUUAGAAAAUCACUGUUUAAUGUCUGGACAAAAUAUAAAGACUUGCUGGAAAAUAAAACACCAAGGUGGCUUUCACCUUUGGAAGCUAAGGCCCGAAAAAGACCCAAUAUGGAGGCCAAAUGGCCAAAAUAUUGGGAAAUACUAGAAAAAGAUGGAGACAAUUGGAAAUUGCAGAGCUUGGAGAAAAUGAAAGACAAAGUGCGAGAUUGGUUACACUAUGCUCAGAUUAAAGAAGUUUUUAAAAGUGAUAAGAAACUAGGGUUCCAGGUGGAGAAAUCGAAAUUAGAAACAGAAUUGUUAGAACCAAAGACUAAGAUACUUUCAAGGAUGUAUAACUUGCUGUUGGAAUGGAAUACACAAGAUGAAAUGGUUAAAUCGGCUAUGAUAAGGUGGGCACAGGAUAUUGGGUAUAAUAUUAUGUUUGAGGACUGGGAAAGGCUGUGGAGUAAUGGAUUGAAAUUUACUGCAUGUAAUGCUUUGAAAGAAAAUGUAAUGAAAAUGAUUUAUAGAUGGUAUAUGACCCCAGUCAAACUCGCAAAAAUUUACCACCUGUCUGAUAACAAGUGCUGGAAAUGCAAAGAGUGUGAAGGAACGUUCUUUCACCUCUGGUGGACAUGCCCUAAAGUGAAGGCGUUCUGGGAAAUGAUUUAUAAUGAAUUGAAAAAGGUAUUUAAAUAUACUUUCACUAAGAAACCAGAGGCUUUCCUUUUGGGUAUUGUCAGCCAAGGGGUGGCAAAGAAGGACCAGACAUUUUUAUGUAUGCAACAACAGCAGCAAGGAUACUACUCGCAAAACAUUGGAAAACCCAAGAUCUACCCACACUGGAAGAAUGGCAGAUGCAACUGAUAGACUAUAUGCAACUGGCUGAAAUGACUGGCAGAAUCCGUGACCUGGGAGAAGAGAGAAUCGAGGAGGAUUGGAAGAAAUUUAAGAACUACCUACAAAAACAUUGUGAUUUGAUUGAAUGCUGAAUAAGAUGCUGGACUAAAUAACUGAGCACCACUUAACUUAGAAAUUUUUAAGGAAACAAGAAAAAUUGUGAAAGUUUAACUCUUUAUGAGAACUUUAAGAUUAUGAAAUAUCGAAGAGAUAUAAGAAUUUAAAUAAGAUGAUAAAUUGCUGACAAAAUGUUAUAAUGAUGAAGGUGGGAGCGGGAGAUGUGAGGAAGUCCAAAGAAAAUGUGAAAUUAUGUUAAGACGAAUGCUAUAUUGUUUAUUACAUUUAUUCCUAUUGUAAAACCCAA
Molecule: messenger RNA, 25242 nt
Organism: Podarcis lilfordi (Lilford's wall lizard)
Lineage: Eukaryota; Metazoa; Chordata; Lepidosauria; Squamata; Lacertidae
Source: the annotation of a GenBank genome assembly